AAAUUUAAAGAUGUUUUUAAGAAAAUCAAAACAGAUAAAUAUGAAGAAGGGUUUGAGUUGAAGAAAUAAAAAGGAUUUUGGAAGGAUUCCGCUUUCUAUGAGUGACGGUUGAUAGCAAGCAUUGUUGAAAUUUGGGUUUUUGUCGGUUACUCCAUGUUGUAAUGGAUCCAACGGUGGAAGAUAGUGGAACAAGAUCUAACUGUCAACAUUUUUAGAUUGCUUUGCAAACGCAUUUAAAUGGAUCUAAUUGCUGACGUCACCUUUAAAGAACUCAGCUAAAGCCCCUUCUACUUCCGUAUAAAAUCUGGUAAUGGACAAGCCCACGUGGACAUGUUAGAUGCCAUGACCUUUGUUCUUCUUCCUCAUUACUUGUCAAAACUUCCUUACCCACCACUCUCUACUUACCGUUUGGCUGUGAAGAAAAUCUCAGAAUUUUCCAUGGAGAAAGUGAAUUACCCAGAAGGCAAAAGGGAUUUCAUGAAAGAAGCAGAGUGUAUGGGCAAAGAAGCAUGUGAAUCUAAUCCAACGGAAAUGAAGCGUCUUGCGGAUGAUAUAAUGCCUCACCUUCUUAACUUAUAUGGAUCUUGUGCCACAUCAGGCGACUUUGAAAUAUAUCAUGUGGAUGCUUCUUUUGAAGACCCUCUAAUGUGUGCCCAUGGAGUGAAGCAGAUCAAAUCAGCAUUUUAUUCACUUUCUAAGGUUUUUAGUGAAUCAAGAAUUGUUGAAUAUAGUGUCACAGAAAAAGUAAUUUCAUCUGGAAAGCAAGAGAUAUUAAUUGACAACAAGCAACAAUACAAGUUCUUGGGAAGAAACAUAGAUAUGAUAUCACUGAUCAGGCUGUCUGUUGAGGAUGGAAAAGUUGUUCGUCACGAAGAUUGGUGGGACAAGAAGCCUCUUCGAAAUAGAGAAACAGUUAAGCUUCCAUUCGUUGGCCGAAUGAUGGAGCUGACUCGCAGGGGUUCAAUGCUAGCAACUCAUGCUUUGAUGGGGUUUGGGAAGGAUCCAACCGGAUAAUAUCACUUGCAAGAAUAGGAAGAAAUGUGUUGAACGCUGUAAGUCAAGAACAUCCAUGUACGUCUCUGCAUCAUAUUCUUAGUUACGUACAGAUGGAACUUCAUAUUGUUAAAACUUGUCUAUUUGGAGCAUGUGCUAGUCCAAGAUUUUUAAUGAUAUAAGCAUUUUCUCUGUAUUUUGAAGUUCGCUUGUACUUUGCAGAUGGGGAACAUAUACUAAUAAUGCUUCCUACAGAACUUUCUUUAGAUUUCAUGCUGAAUUUUCGAAUGAUCAAAAUAAGAAAUGUGAGUUUAUUCAGUGUUCCUAGUGAUGAAGAAAACCAGAAGCAUUAGGACUGUCAUUAGAGGACUUCCUAUCUACUCUUAUUGGAGUUGAUUUAUUUGUGUCAAUAAUGUUGUAAUUCUUGCGUGUCUUAAGCAUUGGAAAUUGAUCCAGGCACAAGCAGUGAAAUUCUUACCAAGCACUGAGAGGGUUUCUUAUUUCUUCCCAUCUUCUGAUUGAUGCUUAUACAAUGUUUUUAUUU
Durio zibethinus is the source of this 1537-nucleotide messenger RNA. NCBI's taxonomy places the organism in Eukaryota, Viridiplantae, Streptophyta, Magnoliopsida, Malvales, Malvaceae. The record is from RefSeq and is a predicted model, not a curated record.